UCUUGCUUGAUUCCUCGAGUCAGUUUGCUCUCACGGGCCUUUUUGUUGCCCAGCUUGGUUAUUUUCUAAAUACAAAUUUCUUAGAGUUACUAUGGAGUCUGGUGAGACAGGUAAACCUUAGUUUAAUUAUUAACCCGAAGCUUUAUGUAUGUUAAAAUGUGGUGCGUUUUAGCCAACCAUAUGUGGCUGCCCUCAGCCAAUGCUUUAGCUUAGUUAGUAGCAACACAGAACAGAUCGCCUGCUAGCAUAAUCAUAUUUCAAAUUAAAUGAACUAGGAUAGUGUCGCUGUCUGGACAUCAACAACUUUUUACAUAAACAAUAAUGUUGUACGGGAAGUCACUGCGCUAGUAGAGCUUUUGACAGAAAUGAUAAAAUCAAACUAAUAACAACUAUGCUCAGUCAGUCAAUGGCCGUGGAGGAUGGAAGUCCAAGCCUGGCCAGCCUCAGAAAAACAAGAUGAACUUAAAUAUUCUUCGUCAAGAACAACUGAUCGCCCAGAAGAAAAAAGAGAUUGAAGCGAAAAUGGCAGAGAAAGCAAAACUGAAUGCAGAAUCUAACAGCAAGCCUCCGCCUCCAUCUCGAAGCUCUCCAGGUCCUCAAGGACCAAACUCCAAUAAGUUUGCAAAUGAUGGAAGCUUCUUACAACAGUUCAUGAAAAUGCAGAAAGAAAAGGCUAGCAAUGUGUCUGAUUCCUCCAGUGAUUCCAAGACUCCCUCCACCUCUAGCUCUUCAGGAAAUAACGUUUUGCAGAAAAAGAGCAUUUUAAUUGGUCAGCGUACUGGCAUUGGAGUUAGCAAGAUGCUUAGUCAGUUCAAGAGCUACUCCCAGUUCAAAAAGAGUCCAGUGCUCAGCCAAAGGCCAAGUGCGUUUUGUUCACCUGACGAUGAAGACGAGGAAGAGGAGAGUGAUUACUCCAAAUUCCUUGAAAUGAAAGUCUCUCCCCCAGAAGACUCAGACACCAGACUCAUUAUUGAAAAGAUGGCCUCUUUUGUGGCGGAAGGAGGGUCUGAGCUAGAGAAGAAGGCGAUGGAAGACUACAAGGACAACCCUGUUUUCUUUUUUUUAUUUGACAAAAGCAGCUUGGAGUAUCUUUACUACAGAAAAAGAGUUGCUGUAUUGAAGAGGAAUUUGCAGCGAUCUGAGAGUCUGUUGGAUGAUAUCUCCCCCCCAGUGGACCCAGAAACCCAGGAAAUGGUCGACAACCUGGCCAGGUUUGUGGCAGAGAGUGGCCCCGAGGUGGAAGCCAUCGCUGCUGAGCGCAACCGAGACAACCCCGCCUUCAGUUUUUUGUAUGAUAAGCAAAGUCCAGCCUACAAACUGUAUAAGGAGAAACUCCGGGAGUAUCGUGGCACAGCCCCUCAGAGCUCCUCACCUCCAGCAGAAAAUGUCAGAGCAGACGUUCAGCAGCCAGCAGCUCCUCCAUUACAAGGUUCCUCUGCUUUACGGAGCGGCAUGUCUGGGCCUCCACACGAGGGCUCAGAAACGCCUCCUGUUAAACGGAAGAGAAAGAGCAGAUGGGGAUCGGAAGACGACAAAGUCAAGCUACCGGUUCCUCCGAUCGUUGUUCCUAAUGAAAUUACCCCCGAAGACCCGAACACUCCCUCUCUUUCUGCCCAGGAGCUCAGUGGCCUUGGUUAUAAGAAGGGGAAGCCACUUGGUCUGGUGGGGGUGACAGAAUUAUCUGAGGACCAGAAAAGACAACUUAAAGAACAACAAGAGAUGCAGGAAAUGUACGACAUGAUAAUGAAGCACAAGCGUGCCAUGGCAGAAAUGCAGAACAUGUGGGAGAAAGCCAUAAAAGAGCACCAACAUGAAUACGACAGUGAUGAAGAGGUCGAUCAGGACGCAGGAACGUGGGAACACCAGCUUCGAAAGAUGGAAAUGGAGAAAACAAGGGAGUGGGCAGAAUCCCUGACAGAGAUGGGCAAAGGAAAACAUUUUAUUGGUGACUUCUUGCCGCCCGAAGAGCUGGAGAAGUUCAUGGAAACCUUUAAGGCCCUAAAGGAGGGUCGCGAUCCGGACUAUUCUGAGUAUAAAGAGUUUAAGCUGACAGUGGAGAACCUCGGUUUCCGAAUGCUCAUGAAGAUGGGCUGGAAGGAAGGAGAAGGCCUUGGAAGUGAAGGACAAGGAAUCAAAGCUCCAGUAAACAAGGGAAUUACAGCCACAAAUGGCGGUGGUUUCGGGGUUGACCGUCCAGCUGAGCUCACAAAAAGUGACGAUGAAUACGACGCUUUCCGAAAGAGGAUGAUGCUUGCUUACCGUUUCAGGCCAAACCCCCUGAAUAAUCCACGACGACCGUAUUAUUAAAAAAGGGAGUUCUUUCUGUUUGUAUCUGUAAUAUAAAAGCGAGUUGAUGUCACUGUUUAGCUUGUUUUUGAAAUGUAAACUCUUAAUUUAGAACUUAAGCAAUUUUAAAUGUGAUGUGUGAAGAAA
Molecule: messenger RNA, 2433 nt
Organism: Oryzias latipes (Japanese medaka)
Lineage: Eukaryota; Metazoa; Chordata; Actinopteri; Beloniformes; Adrianichthyidae
Gene: sugp1
Product: SURP and G patch domain containing 1
Biological process (GO): RNA processing
Cellular component (GO): nucleoplasm
Molecular function (GO): RNA binding
Source: RefSeq, a predicted model, not a curated record